This is a messenger RNA of Archocentrus centrarchus (flier cichlid), 745 nucleotides long. RefSeq lists its product as uncharacterized. The record is from RefSeq and is a predicted model, not a curated record. Bases 3 to 629 code for a protein of 208 amino acids. NCBI's taxonomy places the organism in Eukaryota, Metazoa, Chordata, Actinopteri, Cichliformes, Cichlidae. The transcript has 5 exons.
AGAUGAUUCAGCUCCUUCUGUUUUUCAGCACGAUGUCCUCCGUCUGGAUGUUUGUUGUUAAAAAGGCUCCGACUGUCUAUCAGGCAGAGGAGGAAGGCAACAUCACCAUCAGAUGGGACAGUCGGAUCCAAACUGACUUGUCUCGCGCCAACGUGAUGUGUGUUUCCCGCUCAGACGUCACUAAGACUCUGUAUAAAAUGAUCAGAGGAGUCGAGGACUCAGAGUCUCAGCAUGAGCAGUUUGCAGGACGGGUUCAGAUUGACGGAGACGCUCUGAGAGGAGGACCAAUCAGACUUCAUCUGUCCAGAGUCACAGCUGAAGACUCUGGAAACUACAGCUGUUAUCUGACUGCUGACUACGAUGACAGUCUGAAGAGAUGGCGACUCGAGACCUCUGAACAUUUUGCUUUGGAUGUGAGUCGAACCUCUGAUGGAGACAGCAGUGAUGUGUCACUCCAACCCCCCAGCUGGAGACCACCAACAGGUCUAAAACUGGCAGAAGGACGGACACACCGGGAGGAAAUUGGCUUGUAUGUUCUGACUGCAUUUUUAUUUGCUGCAAAUGCAGGAACUAUAGUACUCUCAAUAAAGUUUCUUUAUGACGGCUUAAAAAGAUCAGCAACAUACUGAAACGGGAGCGCUGUGACCCAGAAAUCAACCAGCUGAGACUAAUUCUGCUCUGAUUCACUGCUGAGCUUGGAAAAGAAAUUAUAUUAAAAUGAAAAUAACUAAAAAUCUUUUAGUGC